AUGUCCUUCCUCCAGCACGUCUCUCCUCCAACCAACCUCCAGCAGCCCGAGUUCAGGUUCCUCGUGGACGACCUCUUUGUCAAGCUCGACGGAGUCUCCAAACAGUCGCUAGGCCAGUUCCGUACGGUGUCCCAGAAGAAGGAGCACAUCAUUAGAUCGUUCAUCUCGUCCUUCAGGACUCAUAUCGGAAACGACAUCUACCCUGCAGCUAGACUCAUCUACCCUGACAAGAGUGGUCGCCUCUACUACAUCCGAGACAUCACUUUGGCCCGUCUCGUGGUCAAAAUGUACCAGAUCCCCAAAAACUCCGAAGACUACCAGGUGCUCUAUUACUGGAAACAGAGCUACCACAAGGCCAAGAGGUUCAGUGCUGAUUCCAAUAACCUCCGGGACUUACCUUUGCGGGCUUCGCGGGUCAUAGCCAACCGUAGGCCCGUAACGGCAGUGGAAGGCACCAAAACCUAUACUGUGUCCCGCAUGAACCAGCUCUUGGACGAGUUAGCGGACGCCAAAAAGGCUGCGGACCAGGCAGCCAUCCUCAAGCCACUCUUGGACUCGCUCACCAUCCCAGAGGUGCGGUGGUUGCUCCAUAUUCUUUUGAAGAAGUCGAUUCUUGUGCGAUUCGAGUCGUAUUUCCAGUACGUAUGGCACCCUGAUGCACCUUCGUUGUUCAAUAUUUGCAACAAUCUCCAGAAGACUUUCAAUUACCUCACGGACCCCGAGGUCCGGCUCUCUCCGGCUGAGCUCACCGUAUUUCCCACGCUUCCAUUCAAGCCCCAGUUGUCGAUGAAGCUUACCAAAAACUACGAAAAAUUGGUCCAGGACAUGGCGAGUGCAGUGCCCAUGGAUGCCAACCUCCAGGCGUUGUACGACAAGCUCGAAUUGAAAGGCAAGUUCUUCAUCGAAGAAAAGAUGGAUGGAGACAGAAUGGUGCUUCACAAAAAAGGCAAGCACUUCAAGUUCUACUCACGACGCUUGAAAGACUACUCGUUUCUCUACGGCGAAAACUACGAGUUUGGUUCCCUCACCAAGUACCUCCCCACUGCCUUUCCGGAAAAGGUCGAUAGCAUUAUUCUAGACGGGGAAAUGGUGGCCUGGGACUUUCGUAGAAAUGUGAUCUUGCCAUUUGGCACCUUGAAAUCGUCUGCCAUCCAAGAGUCCGUGCGCCAAUACACCACCAUAGACCAGUACGAGCAGCAGUCUUCUUAUCCGUUCUUUUUGGUGUUCGAUGUGCUUCAUAUCAAUGGGAUCAACUUGACCAACCAUCCACUCUUCUUCAGAAAGGAUUUGUUGGCAAAACUAAUCAACCCCAUCCCCAACCGUUUGGAAAUAUUGCCAGCAAAAUUGGGAGCCACCGUCCAAGAUCUCAAAACAGCGAUUUCCGAGGUAGUCAGCACCAGAAGCGAAGGUAUUCUUGUCAAGCACGUCCAGCUGAAAUACUUAUUGAACCACAGAAACACCCAAUGGGUCAAGGUCAAACCCGAAUAUUUGGAGAAGUUUGGGGAGAAUUUGGACUUGGCUGUGAUUGGUAAGAUUCCUGGUAUCAAGAACUCCUACAUGUGUGGGUUGAAAGGCGAAGAGGAUGGUGUUUUCCAUAGCUUUUGCACGGUAGCAAAUGGGUUUACCAUCGCAGAAUAUGACAAGAUCGAGCGGAUUACCAACAACAAGUGGGUCAACUACAAAGACAGACCACCACCUUCGUCUUUAAUACAAUUUGGCACCAAAAAACCGGUGGUGUGGAUAAAUCCGAAGGACUCGGUUGUCUUGGAAAUCAAGGCAAGAUCGAUAGAUAGCACCGAGGAAAAGACAUACUCUGUGGGAACCACUCUCCAUAACCUUUAUUGUCGGAGCAUCAGGGAAGACAAGACUUACGAGGACUCAAUAACCAUUGAAGAAUAUCACCAGAUCAAAGAGAGAUACACCAGUGAUAUCAACAAGGAGCAGGUUGCUAAUCGAAAGAGACGCUUGCAGCUCGAUUCAUUUGAACAAAUGAAAAAGCCCAAAGAAGUCGAAGUUGAAUCGGCUCUCUUCAAACCAUUCAAUUUUAUCAUACUCAGUGAUAGCGUUGAUGUACACGGAAUACGAACUAGUAAGGAACAGUUGUCUGUGUUAGUGAAAAAGCACGGAGGAGAAGUUAUUCAGUCGUUAAACUCGCGUUCAGCACGUCCUACAAUUGUUAUUACUGAAAAAGAGCUUCCGUCCAGCGAUAUGUAUUUUAAGAAAGGACUCGAUUUGAUCAGGCCCCGAUGGAUCUUUGAGUGUAUCGAAAAGAACUGGAUUGUACCAUUGGAGCCAGUUUUUAUCACGAAAUCAGAGAGUCAUUUCAGCUCCAAAGUUGACAGGUUUGGUGACAGUUACAUCAACCACGUGGAAAUUUGCACCCUUGGUGGGUUUGGAGAAAUAAAGCUCAAAGCACUAGAUGAGUACCGAGAGUUGUUUAUCGACGAGUUGGUCACUGAGGAGUUGGAAGUGCCAUUACGAUACUUAUUCCACAAUAUCAAGUUCUACGUGCUAGCCCCGACCAGCACCCACAAGCGAUUCUUGCAGGACAGAAUCGAACUUUAUGGCGGACAGACUACCCCCAAAUAUUCCGAAUGCUCUUUCAUCGUGGUUGAGGGAACCGAUGAAGAAACCAGGGGCCAGGUGGACCAGAUCAGUCACGACAUCGCAAAAAACUUACACUUCACAGAAACAAGCAUGGAGAAAAUCCCCAGUAUAGUUACCAGCCGAUUUGUGGACGAGUGCAUCGAGCGAAACGUGCUAGUAGACGGAGACGACUUCAAGUAUGUAUGA
Molecule: messenger RNA, 2793 nt
Organism: Suhomyces tanzawaensis NRRL Y-17324
Lineage: Eukaryota; Fungi; Ascomycota; Pichiomycetes; Serinales; Debaryomycetaceae
Gene: LIG4
Product: DNA ligase (ATP)
Exons: 1
Coding region: 1-2793 (930 amino acids)
Biological process (GO): DNA biosynthetic process; nucleotide-excision repair, DNA gap filling; double-strand break repair via nonhomologous end joining
Cellular component (GO): DNA ligase IV complex
Molecular function (GO): ATP binding; DNA ligase (ATP) activity; DNA binding
Source: RefSeq, a predicted model, not a curated record